CCUUCUUGACACAGCAUCGCCCCCUACAGCCUACUUCUCGGGAGUCUGGCGCAAAACUUGUGCAUCCCGAGCGACAAUACGGAAGCCGGCAUGGGCUGGAUAGUGUGGUGGGUCGGGGGCAGCCAAGGCGUGUAACCGUGGCAGUCUACGCGAGCUGCUGAUGUGCAUCCAACACAAUACAUCCAAAUUGUAAGUACAACAUGGAGCCCCCUCCGCUAUUCGCUCGGCGCCCAGUGUCUUCUCCUCACCCUCUCCCUCACCCCUCCGUCUCCUUCUCUCCUCUCGCCCCCAUGUCUCGCCAUGUUGCACACCAGAAGAGUCUCUUCGACCAUGUCGCACCCCAAGAGAAUCUCUUCGCAGUCGUGGAAGGAACUGGGGAUUAGCACUCGCCCACUCGCCCCCGCCUAUCGCCGCCGCUUCCAACAGCGGCCUCUCUACUUCCUCCUCGGAAUCGCCUUGGUUCUCUACCUUUUGUACACGCAAAGAAGCAGCAAUCGAAUAUCCUCCGAGGAUGGCAGGAGCAGGACAUGGGUACAAUACGAGGCGGCACUGGGCCUGGGUUCCUCGCAAAAGACUCUCCCCUGUCGCAGCCUCCCAGGCGCAGAAGAUGUGCUGGUCGUGCUCAAAACCGGCUCCACGGAGCUGGAGGAUAAACUGCCGGUACACCUCACCACCACCCUACGCUGCUACCCCAACUACAUGAUCUUCUCCGACUACGAAGAAGACUUCCGCGGAGAGCACAUCUACGACGCCCUCGAGUUUGUUGACCCCAAGAUUCAAGAGACACAUGAGGACUUCGAGCUCUGGCGGCGCUUGCGAAAUGCAGGAGGGAGAUCGGCGCUGCUACCCAGCGAACGCAGUGGCCCAGUCAGCACACCUCCAGGCGCAACGGGCAAGAAGUCGAAUCCUGGGUGGAAGCUGGACAAGUGGAAGUUCUUGCCCAUGAUGAACCGCACGCUGUACGAGCACCCGGACAAGAAGUGGUAUAUUUUCGUCGAGACCGACACCUACAUCAUGUGGCAGACCGCGCUCAACUACCUCGCCGCUCUGGACCACAAACAGCCCAUCUACAUGGGAGGACAGGUGUGGAUAGGAGAGAUACUCUUCGCACACGGCGGAACUGGCUUUGCCGUUUCUGCGCCGGCGCUGAGGCAAGUGGUGGAACGCUUUCAGAAUCAUCAGAAGGAGUACGAGGCCUUCACUCACUGGCAUUGGGCGGGGGAUUGCGUGCUGGGUAAGGCGAUGAAGGAAGCCGGCGCCCCGCUCAUGGGCGUCUGGCCGAUCUGGCAGGCGGAUGGAAUCGGCGAUAUGCAUUACAGGCGAGACGAAGGCGGCUUGAGACUGUGGUGCAUGCCGAGCGUGAGCUACCACCACCUCACCCCAGUCCAGGUGGAGAGCAUGUGGACCUGGGAGCAAGAGUGGAUGGCCAAGACAAAGGAUCCUCGCGCCAUCGUCCAUCACCGCGACGUCUACAACCAAUACGUCCUCCCCCGCAUCACCGCCCCCAAACAAAACUGGAACAACCACGCAGACGAAGAUCAAGGCCCCGUCAACUCCCUCGACGAAUGCCGCGCCAUCUGCACCGCCCUCCCCGCCUGCGUGCAGUACGCCCUCAGUCUGGAUCUGCGGUGUAUGACGACCGCCCGCGCCAAUCUCGGCGAAUGGUCGCGCGGCAUUGAUUCCGGGUGGAUUCACGAUCGGAUGGUGGAUUUUCACGAUAAUGCUACGCUGUGCAAGAAGGAGCGGAACUGGAUUACGCGCGGAGUGGCGAAGCAGCAGUUUGUGCAUGAGAUUGCGCCGCAGGUGCUUCACUGAGGGAGCGGAAAGGCGCUCGCUACACCAGAGCAAGCACGAGCAAGCCGGACAAGGAUGCUAUACCACACCGCGCGCUAGCCCCAGUACUCCCGACACCGCCUACAUCGCUGCCGCCGGCAAAUCUGACACUCAAAUACAAAUGCCGGCAUCACCUGCCCGCACAGAUCGCACGUGUUCGGUCCACUGCGAUGCUCCCAGUCGU
Messenger RNA from Neohortaea acidophila, 2017 nucleotides. RefSeq lists its product as uncharacterized. The transcript is spliced from 2 exons. Gene Ontology annotation, cellular component: membrane. Lineage: Eukaryota; Fungi; Ascomycota; Dothideomycetes; Mycosphaerellales; Teratosphaeriaceae. The coding region runs from base 301 to 1815 and encodes 504 amino acids. Gene Ontology annotation, molecular function: glycosyltransferase activity. The record is from RefSeq and is a predicted model, not a curated record.